CGGGUUUAAGUCGGCUGCGCUCGCUCGCUCUCUCGGGCGUUCGUUCCGCUGAGUUAAUCCGACGUUACUCGCAUUGCGUCGCCUCGACAUUCGCGUUUUACGUGCCUCAUGCCGCGAAUCUAAUCCGAUACCGAAAUAUUUCGCGUGUAAAACGCGAAAGCGUUUUCAUAAAUUCUGUCCGAUUAUAAAAUUAUAAAACGAGAAUGUUAUAAGCACCGGGACAAUCUGUUCGUGUAAAAACACGCUCUUCGCACGCGGAAUUAAAACGACGAGAGCUAUUGUCUCACGGAUAAACUCAAGCGGAGAGGGAUAAUUACGAAUAGUUGACAGUAACUCCGACUAGAUGUAAUCGCGGUGACUUUCGUGACACUCGGUAGACGCGCCGCUCCGGUAGCAACUAAACAGCUGACGGUUCUAAAACCGCGCUUAAACAAGCAAACGGGGGGCCGCGAAACAGUGACGGAUCAAUGCGCGACAACAGAUGUUUUGUAUACACGUGGGUUGGACUAGUUCCAUAGAUUAGCUAAAUUAACGCUGAUUAACGCGCGAAAAAGGUAAGAGAAUGUCGGCGACGAGCGAAACGACCACCGUGCUGCUGAAGAAAAGGGAGAGGACGCAGAAUUGGAUCCCCGAGGAGAAGAGCGCCCUGUUCUCCCUGAUCAAGCACCAUGUGAGCGCGAUCGAGAACAAGAAAAUCGACGCGGCCGCGUCCGCGAAGAAAUCUGUCGCCUGGCAAAAGAUUUACUGCGCGUUCCGCGGCCAAUUCUCGGCAGAUCGGGACAUCACCAGGAUCAAGGAACAGUGGCGGAGGAUGAAGGCGCAGGCGAGGAUGGAGAUGUUCUCGUACGCCGAAAAGGUACGAACCCUGGGACCGGACGUGGCCGCCAAAUCUCGUCCGCCGAAUCUCUCGAUCGAAGUGUGGCGGCUGAUGGAAAGCGUGCGCAAGAACGAUUCCGAGAACACCGAUCGUUCGGACGAUAGUCAGGACAAUGAGAAUCCACUGAAUCGGAUGGCGAUACAGGCAAUCCUGGAUAAAUUGACAUUACCCACGGAAACGCCAGAACCGGAACAGGAGAUUAAGAUUGAGGUCAAUAGCGAUACCGAGGACGAGAGUAAUCAUGGCGAACUGUCGCGACAAGUGUCGGAGGACUGUUUCUUGCAGCAGAAGCGUCCCAGGAUCAAAAUCCAAGGCGAGCCCAUUGAUCUCGAGCACAGAAUCACUUGCACCGACAGUGUGUCGACGUCCCGCGUCGAGAAUGCGAUGGAACACAACGACACGAUGAACGAGCUCGAGUGGAACAAUAGCCCAGCAACCUGCGACAAAGAUAAAUCGGUACAAAGAGCGACAUGGAUCUUCAAGUCUACCCAACGCGAGCACGAGAUCAAGCUGCGGAUGCUGCACAUCGAACUGGAGCGCGCAGAGUUACAGAAGCAGGCUGCCGUUAAUGAGCUGAAAACGUCCGAGCUCAAGAAACAAUUGAUGCUGGAUCAAGUCAAUGAGUACUACAGGUCAAAUCCGGAUGGCUUUAAUUAUGCUCGUUUUUACUAA
Trachymyrmex septentrionalis is the source of this 1549-nucleotide messenger RNA. RefSeq lists its product as uncharacterized. Bases 563 to 1549 code for a protein of 328 amino acids. The transcript has 4 exons. The record is from RefSeq and is a predicted model, not a curated record. Lineage: Eukaryota; Metazoa; Arthropoda; Insecta; Hymenoptera; Formicidae.